UGGGAUGCUUCUCUUUCUUUACACACUCACAUUUUUCAAUUACCUUCAUAUAAAGGCAGAAAAUCCUUUUUGCCGAAUGAUGGGAGACCCUAAGUACCCAAUGCUUUCCAAGGAUGGUGAAGUAACUAUUGGAGCAAUUUUUGCAAUGCACAGUAAAGAAACAUUACCUUCAUCUGAGUUUACUCAAAAACCUCAGCUUCUAUCAUGCUCCAGUGUGAAUCUUCCAGAUUUUCGGCUGGCUCAAAUAAUGAUCUUUGCCAUUGAGGAGAUUAACAGAAGUGAAAUGUUGCUCCCAAAUGUAUCUAUUGGUUAUCAAAUCUAUGAUACCUGCAGUUCAAGAAUGUCUUCUAUGAGUGCAACUAUGGGAUUGAUGAAUGGUCCAGAAUUUGCAGGAGGGGACAGAUGCAAUGGACAGCUUCCUAUACAAGCUAUCAUCGGAGAAACUGAGUCUUCUGCUACAGUGAUUCUGUCCAGAACUACAGGACCAUUUAAAAUUCCAGUAAUAAGUCACACAGCCUCAUGUGAAUGUCUGAGUAAUAGGAAAGAUCACCCCUCAUUCUUCAGGACUAUUUCUAGUGAUUACCACCAGAGCACAGCACUUGUAUACAUAGUCAAACACUUUGGCUGGUCUUGGGUGGGAGCUGUGAAUAGUGACAAUGACUAUGGGAACUAUGGAAUGGCCAUAUUUCUGAAUAAAGCACAGAAGGAGGGGAUUUGUGUGGAGUAUUCUGAGAAAUUCUACCGAACAGAGCCAGAAAAACUCAAAAAAGUAAUAGAUGUGAUUAAAAAAAGCACAGCAAAAGUGAUUGUUGCAUUUGUCUCAUUUAUUGAGAUGGGCUUACUUAUUGAUCAGCUAAGUAUUCAGAAUAUUACAGGCUUCCAAAUAAUCGGAGUGGAAGGAUGGAUAACUUCAAGGAGUUUAUUCAGCCAAAAUAGUUUUCAUGUGAUGGGAGGGUCACUGGGUUUUGCCUUGAGAAAAAUCAACUUUGAAGGGUUUUCAGAUUAUGUUAUAAAAACAUUCUGGGACACAGCAUUCCCAUGCUCACUGAGUGUAGGGAAUUCCUCUCAAUAUGCAGUAAAUUGCAGCAGAUAUCAGGAUCUACUUGCACUGAAAAACUACAAUGAAGAUGUGCCUGAACAAAGAUAUUCAAGCCAUGUCUACAAAGCAGUUUAUGCUGUGGCUCAUUCACUACACAGUCUACUCAAGUGCAAAGAACAAGAAGGUUGUGAGAAAGACCUGCCAAUACAACCACAGCAGGUGGUUGAGGCUUUGAAAAAAGUAAAUUUUACUGUAAAGUUUGGAGAUCAUGUGUGGUUUGACAACACGGGUGCCGCAGUAGCCCAUUAUGAAGUUGUAAACUGGCAGCAGGACUUAGAUGGAUCAUUCCAAUUUAAAUCAGUGGGAUACUAUGAUGCCUCACUGCCCCCUGACCUGCGCUUUAUGGUUAACACUAAAAACAUAAUUUGGGCUGGAGGACAGCUGGAGAAGCCAAGUUCCGUGUGCAGUGAGAGCUGUCCUCCAGGCACUAGGAAGGCUGCGCAGAAAGGAAGACCUGUCUGCUGUUAUGACUGCAUUCCAUGUGCAGACGGAGAAAUCAGUAAUGAGACAGAUUCAAAUAACUGCAAGCUGUGUCCAGGUGAAUACUGGUCUAAUCCUGAGAAAAAGAAAUGUGUAUUAAAGGCUGUAGAGUUUCUGUCAUUCACAGAAGUUAUGGGUAUUGUGUUAGUCAUUUUUUCACUGUUUGGAGUAGGAUUAACUGUGCUGGUGGCCAUCCUGUUUUACAGUAAGAAGGACACCCCCAUAGUAAAAGCCAACAACUCAGAGCUGAGCUUCCUGCUGCUCUUCUCAUUGACUAUGUGUUUCCUCUGUUCUAUUACUUUUAUUGGUCAACCCAAUGAGUGGUCCUGCAUGUUGCGUCACACAGCUUUUGGCAUCACCUUUGUCCUCUGUAUCUCCUGUGUUCUGGGGAAAACAAUAGUGGUGUUAAUGGCCUUCAAGGCUACACUUCCAGGAAGUAAUGUCAUGAAAUGGUUUGGGCCUGCACAACAACGACUCAGUGUUCUUGCCUUUGCACUUAUACAGGUUCUAAUCUGUGUGCUUUGGCUAACAAUAUCACCCCCAUUUCCCAACAAAAAUAUGAAAUAUUAUAAGGAAAAUAUCAUUCUUGAGUGCAGUCUGGGUUCUACUAUAGGUUUCUGGGCUGUUCUGGGUUAUAUUGGCCUAUUGGCUGUUAUGUGCUUUGUUCUGGCUUUUCUGGCUCGCACACUGCCUGAUAACUUCAAUGAAGCCAAAUUCAUCACAUUCAGUAUGCUCAUAUUCUGUGCUGUAUGGAUCACAUUUAUUCCAGCUUAUGUCAGUUCUCCUGGAAAAUUUACUGUAGCUGUGGAGAUAUUUGCCAUUUUAGCCUCAAGCUUUGGUUUACUAUUCUGCAUAUUUGCACCUAAAUGUUAUAUCAUCCUGCUUAAGCCUGAACAAAAUACAAAGCAACAUAUGAUGGGAAAAACAUCUAAGACCUACUAAGGAAUAAAAUAACAUUUUUUUUUUUUUUUAAUUUUUUUUAUUCUAAGCCAUUUUUUUAUUUUCAAAAAGUGAUAUUAAGAUUGCAAACUUUUUUCAUGUACAUUGAUUAAAUAAACUAUCAAACAUUUAAACAUAGUAGUAUGCAUGUGUGUGAGUUAUAUCAAGAAACAGACACCACUAAAAGCUUUGACACCACUUGAAGCUUUGAUAUAUUCAAAAAGAAAAGUCUGACAACAUACAGUAAUUAAUUGCUAGCUUACUGCUACUCUUCAUAAUGAUUUUUUGUUAGGUUUUUUUUUUUUUUCCCUAGUUUAAUCUAGUUUUUUAAACAAAUCAUAUUUUUUUCCAAAGUGUAAGGAAAGGCCGGAGAUGGAGAGUCCCUGUAGUUUGGACAGUCAUGCGUUCAAUUUUCCAAGCAAUGCAUGAAGUGAUUUAAAAAUAAAUAAAUAAAUAAAUAAAUAAUAAUAAUAAUAAUAAAAUGCAAUACAGCCACUUUUGGAAAAUAUAAUGCUAAAUGUAUUAUUUGUUUUGGGGUUUGGGGUAUUUGCUGCUCAUCAGCAUUAAAAUGUGCGAAUGUGGGAAAAGGCCAACUGUAGUCCAAUGUUCUGUUAUGGGUGUAUUUACAAAACCUGCUGUCAAAAUGUGGCAUUUUCUCAAACAGUAAAAUUGAAAAUAAUAAUUGUCAAGAAACAAGAUUCUGAACAUUCAACUAACUACAGACUUCAGUUUACUUUGACUUCUGAGAACACUGUGCUGUUUUGCCAAAUUGUUUGUCACUCUUUUCCAUUUCCUAUAGGCUAUAGUGACACUCCUGUUUGAUAUAUUCCAUCUCCAUUUACAGAUGAAACUCUUUUAAAGUUCUUUACAUUAAAUAUGUGUAGGUCUUUGAUAUCAGAGGCAAACACUGCAUUUUUAUCACAAUGCCAACUAAGAUGUUAUGCACAUGAGCAUGAGCAGUUGUUUGCAAGCCUGGAAUUGACCAAAAUAAAACUAAAAAAAAAAAAAAAUGUUUUAUGGCCAGUGGACUAGUGCAUCUAUGUUUUUUUAUUAUAGUUCAAAUCAUCCCCCGGGCCAGAUUGGACACCUCUGUGGGCC
Messenger RNA from Ctenopharyngodon idella (grass carp), 3616 nucleotides. Its product is annotated as extracellular calcium-sensing receptor-like. The coding region runs from base 5 to 2521 and encodes 838 amino acids. Gene Ontology annotation, biological process: G protein-coupled receptor signaling pathway. NCBI's taxonomy places the organism in Eukaryota, Metazoa, Chordata, Actinopteri, Cypriniformes, Xenocyprididae. Gene Ontology annotation, molecular function: G protein-coupled receptor activity. The transcript has 6 exons. Gene Ontology annotation, cellular component: membrane. The record is from RefSeq and is a predicted model, not a curated record.